ACAGUAAGACGAGCUGUCAUCGCUCAGUGCAGCGGGCAGCGCAGGGACAUCAGCGCCCAUGUCGCCGUGCAAUGACCUCCCGCAGCCCCUGGCAAUGCCUGCGUCCCCGGCGGGUCUCCUCUCGCUAAGCCUUGCUGGCUUUGUAUCUGAGCUGUGCGAUAGCCUUUGCCCUCCCUCGCUCCUCUUCUCUGCCUGCAACGACAGCGGAACCUCUUCUCUCGCAGCAAGAGAUGCUCUCCCACUGCACCAGGGAUAGGCAAACACAGCUGAAGGCUCCUUCCCUGCAUUGUGAAGCCCGAAAACCCAAGGGCUCAGAAAGACAAAAAAGUAAGCAGCAAAUGUCCUAAAGAAGGGGUCAUGGAAAGUCAGAUUACUCACCGCAAAGAAAAACAUGGAAACAUUCAAACAGGAGAGGAUAAAGAAAUCCAUUGGACCAGAAACUUCACACCGGUGAAGCAGAAGCCAUCCAAGGAGUUGAGGCCCAUGCUGGGGGCCGUCACGCUGGGCCUCAUCCUGUUCAUCGCCGCGGUGGUGGCCUGGUGCUACUACACGGUGUCCCUACGGAAGGCAGAGCGGCUGAAGACGGAGCUGAUGGACCUGCGGGCGGAUGGCUUUGUCAUCAGGAACCAGCACGGGGAGGUGGUGUUCCGGCUGGCGUUCCGCUCGGGGAGCCUGGACCUGGAGUCGUGCUCCAAGGAGGGCGAGAUCCUGAGCUGCACGCGGUCGGACCGGGGGCCGCUCAACUUCUUCAUCCAGACGGUGAAGCCCAAGGACACGGUGAUGUGCUACCGCGUGCGCUGGGAGGAGCUGGCGGCCGGCCCGGCGGUGGAGCACACCAUGUUCUGGGAGGACGCCCACUGGUACGGGGGCUCGGAGAUGAGCACCCAGCACUGGCCCAUCCGCCUGGCGGGCUACCAGGAGCCCGUGCCCUACGUCACCAGCGACGUCUACUCUUUCCGCGACAGCUUUGGGGGCAUCCUGGAGCGCUACUGGCUCUCCUCCAAGGCGGCGGCCAUCAAGAUCAAUGACUCGGUGCCCUUCCACCUGGGCUUCAACGCCACCGAGCGCUCCCUCUUCUUCCAGGCCCGCUACAAGGACUCUCCCUACAAGCCCCCGCCGGGGCAGCAGCCCUUCCCCGAGCUGAGCUACAGGGUGUGCGUGGGCUCCGACGUCACCUCCAUCCACAAGUACAUGGUGCGCAGGUACUUCAACAAGCCUUUCAAGAUCCCUGCUGAGAAUGCCUUCCGCUACCCAAUCUGGUCCACGUGGGCCCUUUACAAAAAAGAUAUCGAUCAGGAUAAAGUUCUACAUUUUGCAAGAAACAUUAAGAAAUACCGUUUCAACUGCAGCCACAUUGAAAUUGAUGACAUGUACACACAGGCCUAUGGGGACUUCGACUUUGACCCUGUCAAGUUCCCCAAUGUAACUGAGAUGUUUGCAAAACUGAGGGAAGAUGGGUUUAAGGUCACUCUGUGGAUACAUCCCUUCAUACAUGUGUAUUCUUCAAAUUUUGGGGUGGGGAUUGAGCGUCAGCUCUUCAUCAAGGAGCCCUCAGGGCGGCUGCCAGCCAUGGUGGAGUGGUGGAAUGGCAUUGGAGCCAUCCUGGACUUUACCAACCCAGCAGCCCGGGACUGGUUCCAGAGUCACCUGCGCCAGCUCCGUCACAAGUACGGCAUCUCCUCCUUCAAAUUUGAUGCAGGUGAGACCAGCUACCUGCCCAAGCAGUUCAGCACCUUCCGGCCUCUCUCUGACCCCAGCAUCUGGUCCCGGCGCUACACUGAGAUGGCCAUCCCCUUCUACGAGCUGGCUGAGGUACGGGUGGGCUACCAGUCACAGAACAUCUCCUGCUUCUUCCGCAUCAUUGACCGUGACUCUGUGUGGGGCUAUGAGCUUGGCCUCAAGUCUCUCAUUCCUACAGUGCUCACCAUCAGCAUGCUGGGCUAUCCAUUUGUACUGCCAGACAUGAUUGGGGGAAACUUCCUCCCCAACAAGACAGACGGAGCAGUUGAGAUCCCAGACCGGGAGCUGUACAUCCGAUGGCUGGAGCUGUCAGCCUUCAUGCCCUCCAUGCAGUUCUCCAUCCCACCGUGGCUCUACGACAAGGAGGUGGUAGAGAUCGCACAGAAGUUCACAGAGCUCCACGAGUCACUGGUGGCCCCGCUGCUGCUGGAGCUGGCCAGGGAGGUGACUGACACAGGAGACCCCAUCAUCCGGCCCAUCUGGUGGAUCUCGCCCCGUGACGAGGCCACGCACCGCAUCGACUCGCAGUUCCUCAUUGGGGACACCCUCAUGGUGGCUCCUGUGCUGGAGAUGGGCAAGCAGGAGCGCGAUGUCUACCUGCCGGUGGGCAAGUGGCGCAGCUACAAGAGGGAGCUCUUUGAGAAGACGCCGGUGCUGCUCACGGACUAUCCUGUCGACCUGGAUGAGGUCGCCUAUUUUCUCUGGGUUUCCUAACAGCCUCCAUCUGCUUUGCUACAGUCUCAUGGAUUUGUGAACGCCUGAUUUAAAUGACUUCAGAUUUUUAUUUGUUUUUCAAGUUGAAAUGUAUUAUCAUUUAAGUAAGAAGAAAUAUUAUGACCUCUCUUAGUGUUGCAAUUGCGGUGGUGUAACUUAAUACAACAUAUUGGAUGUACAUCUUGGUUCUUUGUGUUCAAUAAUUACAAUGUAGUGAUCAAGAUUCUCCCCUUCUAAUAUUUUCCCAUCAAGGAAGGCCAUGCACUGUGGCAGGAAAGUCACGGACUCUGUUGCUCGUGCAAAACGAAGACUUUUAUUGUACAUGCUUGCAACCUUUUAUUCCCAUGCAAGAACCCCUUGAUCAUGUAUACCAACCAGGCACAUUGUGCGUGUUUACGUCUGGCGUAAGUGUCUAACAAGCUUGGUUACUCAUUCGCAAGGUAAUGACUUUCCUUGUCCCACAGUGCACGUUUGUGUUUUCCAAAAGAAUUAUAUGGACUACAUUUGUCAGUGGUUUACAGGCAGUUGUACUGCAGCUGUUCCCAUAAGAUGUUUACAACCUCCAUUUUCUUAGUGGAGAAGGUAGUUCAAGCAGAGAACUUUCUUAAAAAGAAAAAAACCAAACAAUAAAAUAAAAUAAAAUAAAUCUAUGAUUAACCCAAAGGGGGUGGCUCCAAAUUUUCAGCCCGUAAAUCAGAAUGAUGCUGAAGCAAGGUGUGUUUCCAUUUCCCAUGGUUGGGGUUAUCCAAGAAAGCAGAAAGAAGCUUUAGCACUUCUUAAUACUGUGGUAAUCAUCUCCUCCUUUUAAUGAAAUAAAUUAUUGAGAAACAUA
Messenger RNA from Gallus gallus (chicken), 3286 nucleotides. It is a transcript of the gene MYORGL, whose product is annotated as LOC431653. The transcript has 3 exons. The record is from RefSeq and is a predicted model, not a curated record. Gene Ontology annotation, biological process: carbohydrate metabolic process; skeletal muscle fiber development. The coding region runs from base 358 to 2454 and encodes 698 amino acids. NCBI's taxonomy places the organism in Eukaryota, Metazoa, Chordata, Aves, Galliformes, Phasianidae. Gene Ontology annotation, molecular function: hydrolase activity, hydrolyzing O-glycosyl compounds.